Molecule: messenger RNA, 2236 nt
Organism: Sus scrofa (pig)
Lineage: Eukaryota; Metazoa; Chordata; Mammalia; Artiodactyla; Suidae
Source: RefSeq, a predicted model, not a curated record
CAUUAUUUUCCCAUCACUAAUGCCCUGUUAGACUUUACAACAAAUAUUAUAAAAUGUUUCAUACUAGCAUUUCUGUCUUCCAUCCCCUAACUGAGAAUUAAUCCACUUCAUAAAAGCCACAUAAAGAUCUUAACUGGAGUUAUAGCCAAGAUUUCCUCUUUCUCAAAUCUUUCUUCAUCUUCUGCUCAUAAUCCCAAUUACCUCACAUGGGUUCCCAUUUCCUAAGCAUAAUGGGAAAUCUCCUUAGCUUUGCAUUCAUACCCUUAAAAAUCAUUUUCUACUACUCUUUUCAAGCUUAGCUGACACUACAUGUGAUAUUUCGUGCCUCAUCUUAAGCUCUGAGUAUCUCACAUAUUAAGAUCGUUUCCUGCCUCUGUGUUCAUUAAGUUUCUCAUGUCUAUAACUAAAUAUUAUCUUAUCCAAGGAAAGGAUUGAGUCAUCUCUAAGAUAUCAGACCCUUGUUUCAUAUGCACAUUCUCAAAAUAAUUCAUAAUUCAAUAGAAUCUUCACAUUUAUUAUUUAUUACAUGGGGAGACCUAAUGAAUUCAAGGUUGAGAUAAUAAAAAGUGUUUUUUUUUCAGGUAAUGUAAUUAAUAAUAACAUGAAAUACAUGGAGAAUAGGAACAACGUGACCGAGUUCAUUCUACUGGGGCUCACACGGAAUCCAAAGACUCAGAAAAUAAUAUUUGUUGUAUUUUUGAUCAUCUACAUUGUUUCUAUGGUGGGAAAUGUGCUCACCAUGGUCAUCAUCACAGCCAGUCCAUUACUGGAGUCCCCCAUGUAUUUUUUUCUGGCUCAUCUUUCUUUCAUUGAUGCUUGCUAUUCCUGUGUCAAUACUCCUAAACUGAUUGUAGAUUCACUCCAUGAAAAGAAAUCCAGUCCAUUCAAUCAGUGCAUGACACAAGUCUUUGGCGAACAUUUAUUUGGAGGUGCUGAUGCCAUACUGCUUUCUGUGAUGGCCUAUGACCGCUAUGUGGCCAUCUGCAAGCCCCUGCACUAUACAACCAUUAUGAACUGGCAUGUGUGUUGGCUGCUAGUGGGAGUCGUGUGGGUGGGUGGUUUUCUUCAUUCAAUGAUACAGAUUCUCCUCAUCUUCAGAUUACCCUUCUGUGGUCCAAACAUCAUUGAUCACUUUAUGUGUGAUCUGAAUCCUUUGCUCAAACUUGCCUGCACUGAUACUGACACUCUAGGACUCUUAGUUGAUCUCAACAGUGGUUUCCUAUGUCUGUUAAACUUUAUCCUCUUGAUUGGCUCUUAUGUGGUCAUCCUUCUCUCCCUAAGGAACCACAGCUUGGAGGCAAGACACAAGGCACUCUCCACUUGUGUUUCCCACAUCACAGUUGUCAUCCUAUUACUUGUGCCCUGCAUGUUUGUGUACCUGAGACCUGCAGCUAAUUUACCUAUGGACAAGGCAGUUACUGUAUUCUACACUAUGAUAACUCCCAUGUUAAACCCCUUAAUCUAUACCCUGAGAAAUGCCCAGAUGAAAAAUGCCAUUAAGAAUUUGUAUAGUAGAAAAGCUAUUUCAAGUGAUAAAUAAAAAGUGCAUGGAGCCCACCAAAAAAAUAACUGUGAGAUAAAGAAAAAAAAAAACACUACAAAUCAAAGAGUCUGCAAGGAGGGGACAUAGGUACAAAAAUGGAAACAAACCUCAUCUGGACUAUACUCUGCACAUUUGGAAAAAUCUACCAAAUCUGGGCUUAGUUUUCUACUUUUCAUAAAUCUACAUGUGUUAAUAAAACCAUUCUUACAAAAAACAAUCAAAGAAAUAAAAACACACUGAUACUGAGCAAGUAAUCUCUGUAACAAUCCAAGGAAAUAGGCACUGUGGCUCCAAAACAGAAAUACUGAAGAACCAGUACUCUGUAUGAAGCUGAUCUCUCAGGCCAUGUUCUUGAUUGCUGUGACAUAAAGCCAGACAAUGAUAAUAGAAAGGUAGCUUAAUUUUAUUACUCACCAUUUUUUGAGAGAGGGACUGUGUUGAUAUAUAUACAAAAAUAUGUAUAAGACAUAUACAUAUAUGUACACACACACGCACACACCUGUUCCAGGGCAAAAUGUCAAGGGUGUGACUGGAGCUGCAGCUGCAGGCAUAGGCCACAGCCAGGGCAGCACCAGAUCUGAGCUGCCUCUGUGACCUAUGCCUCAGCUUGGGGCAAUGCUGGAUCCUUAAACAACUAAGUAAUGCUAGGGAUGGAACUUGCAUCCUCACAGAGACAUUUGUUUCUUAACCCAU